AUGACACCCACCACGGAUCGCAGAUUCCUCGCCGUCUCCCUGCUUCUCCUCCUGACUGCCCAACUGACCUCCGCCAAGGAGCCUUCCCCACCUCCCUCUCCCCGGGACGCCAACUUCCUCACAAGGCUGUUGACCGAGAGGCCAAAGCCCGCCCCGAGCCCCCCAGGCCGCCCCAUCGACAUCCAGGCGAACCCGCAGCCAGCAGGGCUCCGGAGCUGGAGCCAACCGGUGGAUGAACUCCCGGAGAGAGUUCUGGAGACGCCCCCCAGACCCCUGCCCCAGGUCAUGUUCACCAAGAACGGCACCGCAGCGGAUGCCCUGGCCCCCCCCUUGGGUGCGGCCCAGGUGGCGCCCCCUCCGCGGCGGCUGGUGGACGUGGACGUGUGCCAGGGUUACUAUGACGUCAUGGGCCAGUUCGACAGUGCCUUCAACUGCUCCAAGGACACGUACAUCUACUGCUGCGGGAGCUGCCACUUCCGCUUCUGCUGCCCGGAGCGUGGACAGCAGCUGGAGCAGCACUUGUGCAAGAACUACGACUCCCCGGACUGGGCCAAGACCCCGGCCAUCGACAUCAGCUCCGUGGUGGAUCCCAUGGGGACCAUUGAUCCAUUAAGGAUGCAAAGCCACAACACAGGCUUUGUCAUUGGUGGCGUUGUGGUGUUUAUGGUGGCCGUUGCCGUGGGGAUCAAGGUUGUGUUCAACAAGGUGCAGCAGGAGGCUAACCACAGAGACCUGAACAUGCCCAGAGCCUUGGUUGACAUGCUGCGCCACCAGUCCAGCCCUGUGCAGCAGGACGAGAGGAACAACAGCAUGGCGCUGACGGUGGCAGACGGACAGGGGGGCGGGACCCUGGGACGCCCUCCGAAGAACCACUAUGCCCCCGGCGGACUGCCCAGCAAGGACAACAGAUUGGGCAAUCUGCAGCACAAUUUCAUCCAUUCAUCAGGCUCCAGCCCCAAACACACCGCCACCAUUGAGCGCACCCCGCGGAUGAACAACGCUCAGCUGGCAGCUGGAGGGACGCUGCUCUCCAGCAAGCACAACAACACCAAGUCCCAGCCCUCCUUCCACCACUCCCUGCACAACCUGGCCCAGCUCCCCCCGUCCUACGAGAGCGCCACCAAGCCCGAGCUCAACCGCUACUCCUCUCUGAAGCGCCUGGAGAAAGGUCUGGAUGAGUACUCCUCUGGUUACUGCACCACCAAGCGCCGACCUCAUACUGCACAGCCCGCCUUGCAGUCCUCCCAGCACCACCUCCACUGGGGCGGCGACUACACCCUCAGUGGCAGGGGAACCCUCCCGAGGCACGCCACCCGCCCCUGGAUCCCCCCCGCCGGCAUGCCUACCUCGCCCACCCCCAACCCGUACCCCCUCGACCCGCCGGAGCCCCAGUACAACCCCAACUACGACACCCUCUCCAAGCCCACGAGGAAGGUCAAGUCCCAGGACCAGCUGCUCAACAUGGGCGACGUGCCCGGGAACACAGGCACCCUGUCGCGCCUCUCCAAGAACCAACAGCACCAGUACUACAAAGCCAUGGCCGCCGCUGCUUCCAACAAAAACUCAAACACCCAGACCCUCACGCGUAAGACCCAGGAGAGGCAGGAGAGGCAGGAGAGACAGGAGCGGCAGGAGAGACAGGACCGACAGGAGAGGCUGCUGAUGUCCCCGGACCACCUGGAGGAGAGGAUGGGCGUGGGGGUGGUGGAUCCCUACGCCCACGGAGGAGGAGGCGGGAUGGUGCCCACUCUACCCCGGCUGACACCCCAGCAGAAGGCCCAGUCCCAGCAAAAUGUCUGCGCCACCCCCUCACUCGACCGCCAUCACAUGAUCAAGAUGAACUCUCACCCCACGUCCGGCCGGGAGCAGGAGAGGAACCCGGGCACGACCGGCCACAUGAGCGGGGGCAUGGGCUGGGCGGGUGAGAUGCCCGGUGCCGGGGUCGUCAUGGGAACGGGGACACUGGGGGGGCACACUGCUAGAAGGAUGGCUUUUGCCACAAAGAGGCAGAACACAAUUGAGCAGUUACAUUUUAUACCAGGAGGGGGCGGUGGAGGCUCAGGAGGGGGGAGUGGAGGAAGCAGCCAGGGAAUUAGGACAGGAAGUAAAAAUGAGGUGACCGUGUAAGGUUCUUGGCCUGCAGUUUCACCGCACAUAAUCUUUGGGAAUAGGUGUCCCCUCUGCACAAUAUUACAUAAUAUUAUUAUCAAAUAUAAUCUAGAUUAUUUGGAAACCCAUAGUUUAGUUUAGAGUAAUAUAAUAAAGUGGGAAGCUGAGGGCUUGAGUAGUGUUUAGACUUUUUAAAUUGAUAUCGUUACCUGGUAAUUAGAUAGCGUCAAUACAAUUACUUAUCAAGUUAAUCAUAGUAGAGAGUAUCUGGUCAAAUUUUUGUUAUGUGAUUCUCUCAUCAGCCAUAUUUUCAUAACACAAUUUGCCAUAUACAUUGAUGCCAUGACAUUAAAAAGACUACAAGAACAGACAAAAAAACACAAGAACGAAAGUUUUCAUAACUUUUUUUAUGUCUUUCAAAAAAGAACUCA
Gadus chalcogrammus (walleye pollock) is the source of this 2540-nucleotide messenger RNA. RefSeq names its product protein shisa-7 (gene shisa7a). Gene Ontology annotation, biological process: regulation of short-term neuronal synaptic plasticity; regulation of AMPA receptor activity. The transcript has 5 exons. Bases 1 to 2127 code for a protein of 708 amino acids. The record is from RefSeq and is a predicted model, not a curated record. NCBI's taxonomy places the organism in Eukaryota, Metazoa, Chordata, Actinopteri, Gadiformes, Gadidae. Gene Ontology annotation, cellular component: AMPA glutamate receptor complex; postsynaptic density; dendritic spine membrane.